This is a messenger RNA of Rhinopithecus roxellana (golden snub-nosed monkey), 1300 nucleotides long. RefSeq names its product zinc-alpha-2-glycoprotein. Gene Ontology annotation, cellular component: external side of plasma membrane. Lineage: Eukaryota; Metazoa; Chordata; Mammalia; Primates; Cercopithecidae. The record is from RefSeq and is a predicted model, not a curated record. Bases 129 to 1025 code for a protein of 298 amino acids. The transcript has 4 exons. Gene Ontology annotation, biological process: immune response.
UUUCUCUAUUAGGGGAGGAGCCCGUCCUGGCACUCCCAUUGGCCUGUAGAUUCACCUCCCCUGGGCAGGGCCCCAGGACCCAGGAUAAUACCUGUGCCUUCCUGCCCAGAACCCUCCAAGCAGACACGAUGGUAAGAAUGGUACCUGUCCUGCUGUCUCUGCUGCUCCUUCUGGAUCCUGCUGUCCCCCAGGAGACCCAAGAUGGUCGUUACUCUCUGACCUAUAUCUACACUGGGCUGUCCAAGCUUGUUGAAGACAUCCCCCAGUUUCAGGCCCUUGGCUCACUCAAUGACCUCCAGUUCUUUAGAUACAACAGUAAAGACAGGAAGUCUCAGCCUGUGGGACUCUGGAGACAGGUGGAAGGAAUGGAGGAUUGGAAGCAGGACAGCCAACUUCAGAAGGCCAGGGAGGACAUCUUUAUGGAGACCCUGAAUGACAUCGUGAAGUAUUACAACGACAGUAAUGGGUCUCACAACUUGCAUGGAAGGUUCGGUUGUGAGAUCGAGAAUAACAGAAGCAGUGGAUCAUUCUGGAAGUAUUACUACGAUGGAAAGGAUUACAUUGAAUUCAACAAAGAGAUCCCAGCCUGGGUUGCCUUGGAUCCAGCAGCCCAGAUCACCAAGCAGAAGUGGGAGGCAGAACCAGUCUACGUGCAGCGGGCCAAGGCUUACCUGGAGGAGGAGUGCCCUGCGACUCUGCGGAAAUACCUGAAAUACAGCAAAAAUAUCCUGGACCGGCAAGAUCCUCCCUCUGUGGUGGUCACCAGCUACCAGGCCCCAGGGGAAAAGAAGAAACUGAAGUGCCUGGCCUACGACUUCUACCCAGGGAAAAUUGAUGUGCACUGGACUCGGGACGGCAAGGUGCAGGAGCCUGAGCUACGGGGAAAUGUUCUUCACAAUGAAAAUGGCACUUACCAGUCCUGGGUUGUGGUGACCGUGCCCCCCCAGGACACAGCCCCCUACUCCUGCCAUGUGCAGCACAGCAGCCUGGCCCAGCCCCUGGUGGUGCCUGGGGAGGCCAGGUAGGAAGCAAGGGCUGGAGGCAAUGUGGGAUCUCAGCCCCAGUAGCUGCCUUUCCUGCCUGACGUGGGAGCUGAACCACAGAAAUCACCGUCAAUGGAUCCUAAGGCCUGAGGAGCAGUGUGGGGAGACAGACAGGAGGUGGAUUUGGAGACCGAAGACUGGGAUGCCUGUCCUGAGCAGACCUGGACCCAAAAAAUCAUCUCACCUUGAGCCCACCCCCACCCCAUUAUCUAAUCUGUAGAAGUUAAUAAAUAAUCGUCCCUCCUUGACUAACAUAA